AUGUCUAAGAAAUCCUUCCCAUCUUUCUUCCUUUGUGCAGUUGUUCUUUUUGCAGCUAUUUUUGUCGAAACAACAGUGAUGGCAGAUAAUCCUGCACCAGCAGCAGGUGGAGCUCAAGUUAUUGAGCUUUUCAUGCAUGAUAUUCUUGGAGGAAACAAUCCCACUGCUAGGCCUAUAACUGGUUUGCUUGGUAACAUAUACAGCGGCCAAGUACCCUUUGCUAGGCCACUUGGUUUUAAUCCUCCAAAGAACGGCGUUCCCAUUCCCAACGCCAAUGGUGCUAUCCCAACGGUUAAUAUCAAUGGCAUUCCCUUGGGGACUGGAUUAGCUGGUACAGCUUUUGCCGGGAACCAGAACAAUGCUGCCAAUGGUAAUAAUCCUGCUGCUCAGUUACUAGGACCUGAUGGUUUGGGACUCGGGUUUGGAACUAUUACUGUGAUAGAUGAUGUCUUGACUUCUUCACCUGAGUUGGGAACCCAGCCAUUGGGAAGAGCUCAGGGAGUGUAUGUAGCAAGCUCUGCUGAUGGUAGCACACAGAUGAUGGUUUUCACUGCUAUGAUGGAAGGAGGAGAAUAUGGUGAUAGCUUGAACUUUUUUGGAGUCUACAGGAUUGGAAGCACCAUGUCACGCCUCUCCAUUACUGGAGGCACCGGCAAGUUUAAGAAUGCUUGUGGGUUUGCAGAACUCCGGUCACUCAUUCCAAGUGGCCAGCAUGUUCUAGAUGGCGCAGAGACAUUGCUGAGGAUCACGAUUCAUCUUGACUACUGA
Oldenlandia corymbosa var. corymbosa is the source of this 768-nucleotide messenger RNA. The record is from the annotation of a GenBank genome assembly. Lineage: Eukaryota; Viridiplantae; Streptophyta; Magnoliopsida; Gentianales; Rubiaceae.